AUGUUUUGCUCCUCCUUUGGACAUCGGCAUCGGCAGCUUGCAGAUCUGCCAAUGGCGCUACGAGUGCAACACCAGCGGCCGAUUCUGGUGGUUGCCGAUACAUCGGUAGAGGAGAUGGUGGUGUUUUUGAAGGAGUCAUUCUCGGAGUUGUUGGAGGAGAACACGUGGAUGGAUAAUGUGACCAAAGAGCGAGCCAAGGAGAAGGUAGAUGGCAUGAUGAAUCUGGUCGCUUAUCCGGAUUGGCUCCUGUCCGCCGGAGAACCCAACGAAACAGCACUUGAAGAAUACUACGGACGGGUGGUGGUAAGAGAUGGUCGCCAUUACGAGAAUGUGCGGAAUUUCCUGACGGAGAAUGUGAUCCAAGACCUGGAGAGGAUGGGAAAGGGCGUCGACAGACACCGCUGGAUAACGACCCCUUCGGUUGUGAAUGCUUUCUAUGCUCCAACCCUCAACUCCAUAGUUUUCCCAGCGGGGUUUCUUCAACCUCCUUUCUACAUGCUCGGGGAUGGCCUUGCGGCGCUGAACUAUGGUGCAAUUGGAAUGGUUAUCGGACACGAGAUCACGCACGGAUUCGACGAUAUCGGUGGGUGA
Darwinula stevensoni is the source of this 591-nucleotide messenger RNA. NCBI's taxonomy places the organism in Eukaryota, Metazoa, Arthropoda, Ostracoda, Podocopida, Darwinulidae. The record is from the annotation of a GenBank genome assembly.